AUGGCAAACAAUGUUGAUUUUAGAGUUGAUCGCGCCAAUGUCGAAAGGUACAAAAUUUACUGUAGAAACACUGAUUGUGGAUUCAGGUUGCAUGCAUCAUACAGGAAGAGAAGUGACUCAUGGGUUAUAGGAUAUAUUUCCCAAGAUCACACAUGUGUUAACACAAAUGUUUCACAAGAUCACCGUAAGCUAAGUUAUGACAUUAUUUGUCAAGAAAUCUUGCCUCUAGUUGAAAAAGAUCCAUCGUUAAAGGUGAAAACGAUAAUCUCUCAUAUCGUUGCAACGUACAACUACACUCCGUCUUAUAGAAAGGCGUGGCUGGCGAAGACCAAAGUGAUCGAAGUUGUGUAUGGAAAUUGGGAGGAUUCGUACAAACGACUCCCACAUUUCUUAUAUGCGCUUCAACUUUAUGCUCCUGGAACUGUUACUAUUUUAGAGACCCUUCCGGCGCAAUCUCCAGACGGAACGUCCCUUCAAGGAAAUGUGAUAUUCCACAGGCUCUUCUGGGCUUUCCGCCCAUGUGUACAAGGAUUUUCAUAUUGCAAACCAAUUCUUCAAAUAGAUGGAACUUGGUUGUACGGAAAAUAUAAAGGCACCAUGUUGAUGGUUGUGGCUCAAGACGGAAAUAGUAACAUCUUUCCUGUUGCUUUCGCUCUUGUGGAAGGAGAAACUGCUGGAGCAAACGGGUGGCUAAACCCUACAUCAACGCAUGUUUACUGUAUUCGACACAUUGCACAAAAUUUCAUGCGGGAGAUAAAGGACAGGGCUCUUCGGAAGACUCUUAUCAAUGCCGGAUAUGCGUUGACUCAACCGACGUUCCAAUAUUAUCGACAUGAAAUUGUAGCGGCAAAUCCAGAUGCAGGCAGAUGGGUAGACAAUCUUGCUAGAGAGAAAUGGACCAGAUCAUACGACAACGGGAAGCGAUGGGGGCACAUGACUACGAAUCUUGUGGAGUCUAUGAACGGGGUGUUUAAGGGCAUCAGACACCUUCCGAUUACUGCCUUGGUGGAAGCAACAUACUAUAGGAUGGCUUCUCUUUUCGCAAGAAGAGGCUUCCAAACACCCCUCAUAUUGUAA
Molecule: messenger RNA, 1077 nt
Organism: Vicia villosa (hairy vetch)
Lineage: Eukaryota; Viridiplantae; Streptophyta; Magnoliopsida; Fabales; Fabaceae
Exons: 3
Coding region: 1-1077 (358 amino acids)
Source: RefSeq, a predicted model, not a curated record